Phalaenopsis equestris is the source of this 1908-nucleotide messenger RNA. RefSeq names its product aldehyde dehydrogenase family 7 member B4. The record is from RefSeq and is a predicted model, not a curated record. NCBI's taxonomy places the organism in Eukaryota, Viridiplantae, Streptophyta, Magnoliopsida, Asparagales, Orchidaceae. Bases 157 to 1683 code for a protein of 508 amino acids. Gene Ontology annotation, molecular function: aldehyde dehydrogenase (NAD+) activity. The transcript is spliced from 15 exons.
CAUGACUCGCGUACAAAUCAUUUCAUUGUCGUCUACUUCUAGUUCCCCUUCCCACACUUCCGUUAUUGCUUUCUCCCCUUCAUUCGUGAGCGCAGUUCUCUAAUUUCUCUUCCCAGCUUUCCAUCCAUAGUUCCCCUCCCCAACAAGAAAGCGUUGAUGGGUUUUCUCAAGAAGGAGUACCAGUUCCUCUCGGGGAUUGGCCUAGGCCCCCGCAAUCCCGGCUGCUAUCUGAACGGCGCAUGGAGAGCUACCGGACCGGUGGUCGCCUCGUUGAAUCCUGCCAAUAACGAGGUUAUUGCUGAAGUGGUGGAGGCUUCAAUCGAUGACUAUGAGGAAGGGAUGAAGGCCUGCUUUGAUGCUUCCAAGAUAUGGAUGCAGUUACCAGCUCCAAAGAGGGGUGACAUUGUUAGGCAGAUUGGCGAUGCAUUGAGAGCUAAACUCCAACACCUUGGUAGGCUCGUUUCACUUGAGAUGGGAAAAAUACUACCCGAAGGGAUUGGCGAAGUUCAGGAAAUUAUUGACAUGUGUGACUUUGCUGUUGGGUUGAGCCGACAACUAAAUGGAUCAGUUAUACCUUCAGAACGUCCUAAUCACAUGAUGAUGGAGAUUUGGAAUCCCUUGGGUGUAGUGGGUGUUAUAACUGCCUUCAACUUCCCUUGUGCUGUACUUGGAUGGAAUGCCUGUAUUGCACUGGUCUGUGGUAACUGCGUUGUAUGGAAAGGCGCACCAACAACCCCACUAAUUACUAUUGCAAUGACCGAACUAAUUGCUGGAGUAUUGGAGAAGAACAAUUUACCAGGCGCAAUUUUUACAGCAUUUUGUGGAGGUGCUGAAAUUGGUCAAGCAAUAGCUCGUGACAUACGGAUACCUCUUGUUUCAUUUACUGGAAGUUCCAAGGUUGGCCUUAUGGUUCUACAGACGGUUAAUGAGAGAUUUGGAAAAUGUUUGCUUGAACUUAGUGGGAACAAUGCAAUAAUUGUCAUGGAUGAUGCUGACAUACAACUUGCUGUUCGCUCAGUCCUAUUUGCUGCUGUCGGUACUGCUGGACAACGCUGCACAACUUGCAGGAGGCUGCUACUUCAUGAAAACAUAUACCAAGAAUUUCUAGAUCAACUGAUUGGUGUAUACAAACAAGUUAAAAUAGGGGACCCUUUGGAUAAAGGUACCUUACUAGGGCCACUGCACACUCCUGCUUCCAAGGAGAACUUUGUAAAUGGAAUCGAAGUUAUCAAAUCUCAGGGGGGAAAAAUUCUUACUGGAGGAUAUGCCAUAGAAUCUAAAGGAAACUUUGUGCAACCUACAAUAGUAGAAAUAUCUUCGGAUGCACAAGUUGUCAAGGACGAGUUAUUUGGUCCUGUCCUUUAUGCCAUGAAAUUCAAGACAUUGAAAGAAGCGAUAGAAAUAAAUAACUCAGUGCCUCAAGGUCUAAGUAGCUCAAUAUUCACACGGAGGCCAGAGGUCAUCUUCAAGUGGAUUGGGCCACUUGGCAGUGACUGCGGCAUUGUAAAUGUCAACAUUCCAACUAAUGGUGCCGAAAUUGGUGGUGCUUUUGGUGGCGAAAAGGCGACUGGUGGUGGUCGAGAAGCAGGAAGUGACUCAUGGAAACAAUACAUGCGACGUUCUACUUGCACAAUCAACUAUGGAAGCGAGCUCCCGCUGGCUCAGGGAAUCAACUUCGGCUAAGCCCCAAAUAUCUUCAGUUCAACAUGUUGGCCUAAAGACUUUUGUGAAGUUUCUGAGCUUCUACCAUGCAGGCAGUAAAACUGUGAAGGACUUGUAGCUCUCUUAAACCCAGUUCAGCCGCAAUUUUGCUUCCAUCUUGUGUUAAUUUAUAUAAUAAUUAUCUGAAUGAAUGCACUUUGUUGUGUUUUACCUUUGUGAAAUGAUAUGGUCAGCAUUUAAUGCUCA